CUAUUUCCUCCCGCCCCUGCCAGGAACCAUCGUUCCCCAAUUUUCUCAGAGGAGACCGAGCGAAUCAGAAGACGGAGGAGGAGAAAAAAAAUGGAGAAAGGCGUGGUGCGGUACGGGAUAGUAGGGGUAGGGAUGAUGGGGCGGGAGCAUAUGGUCAACCUCGCCCACCUCCGCACCGAUGGCGCCGUCGUGACCUGCGUCGCCGACCCCCACCCUCCAUCCCUCGACCUCGCCGUCGAACUCGCUCGCUCCCUCGACUCUCCACUUCUCGCGGUAUUUUCAGAUCAUCAUCAGUUAUUAGAUAGCAGGCUUUGUGAUGUUGUGGUUGUGUCAUCUCCAAACAUGACACACUUUGAAAUUCUUAUGGACAUUAUAAACCAUCAGAAACCACAUCAUGUUCUGGUGGAAAAGCCUUUAUGCACUUCUGUUGAGGACUGCAAAAAGGUUGUGAAUGCAGCUAACCAACGGCCAGAUAUUGUAGUGCAAGUUGGACUAGAAUACAGAUAUAUACCUUCUGUUGCUAAACUAAUUGGCAUAGUUAAGAGUGGAAUGCUUGGGCAAGUCAAAAUGGUUGCAAUCCGAGAACAUCGAUUUCCCUUUCUGGUCAAGGUCAAUAAUUGGAAUCGCUUCAAUGUAAAUACUGGGGGAACACUGGUGGAGAAGUGCUGCCACUUCUUCGAUUUGAUGAGGCUUUUUGCAGCUGCCAAUCCUGUCCGUGUGAUGGCUUCUGGAUCUAUUGAUGUUAACCACAAGGAUGAGAUUUAUGAUGGAAAGGUGCCAGACAUCAUUGAUAAUGCGUUCGUGAUAGUGGAGUUUGAUAAUGGUUCUCGUGGAAUGCUUGACUUAUGCAUGUUUGCUGAAGGCAGCAAGAAUGAGCAAGAAAUAUCUGUUGUAGGUGACAUUGGAAAGGGUGAGGCAUUUGUUCCUGAGAGUAUUAUUCGUGUUGGCCUUAGAGCUGAAGGGAGGACAGGGGUAAAGACUGAAAAAGCUGAGGAUGAACGAAUUAAGUAUGAUGGACUUCAUCAUGGAUCAAGCUACUUGGAACACAUGCAUUUGUUAUCAAUGCUUAAAGGAGAACGUCUUGGUGCUCCUGCCGUCAGGUUAACAGAUGGUUUGCUAUCUGUAGCCAUUGGCGUUGCUGCUCAACUUUCUAUCGAGAAGGGACGUUUCAUUGCUAUUCAAGAAGUACUUCAAGAAUAGAAAUUGUUGUUCUUCUACAAGGUGUUUUUCUGCUUGAAAUGUAGAGUUUCACCCGUGCUUUUUGUUUUUUGCUUUUUGCUAUUGCCUUAUCUAAUACCGAAUUCCAUAAACAAUCAUGCAAUUUUAUUUAGAAACUGGACAGGCCUAUUUUUACCUUCGUAUGGGUUUAAACUGAAUCACUUCAACUUUGUAUUAUGUUAAACAUGUGUGUGUUAAUGGUGAAAUUACAUAUGUGGUUGUCAAGUU
Messenger RNA from Zingiber officinale, 1446 nucleotides. Its product is annotated as inositol 2-dehydrogenase 2-like. The record is from RefSeq and is a predicted model, not a curated record. The transcript has 7 exons. NCBI's taxonomy places the organism in Eukaryota, Viridiplantae, Streptophyta, Magnoliopsida, Zingiberales, Zingiberaceae. Gene Ontology annotation, molecular function: nucleotide binding. Bases 91 to 1200 code for a protein of 369 amino acids.